AUGAUAAAAGAUGAGAUACAAUCGUUGAAAAAUAAAUUGUUCAAUGAAUUUGAGAUAAAGGAUCUUGAAAAACUGAAAUAUUAUCUGGAAAUUGAGGUACUGAGAUUAGCAAGGGGAAUUUUCAUAUGCCAGAAGAAGUAUGUACUAGACCAUCUAGCUGAAACAGGGAUGUUGGAUAGCAAACCGUCUGAGACUCCAAUGAUAGUUAACCAUGGGUUACAAAUAAUAGAAGGAGGGGAAGCAGCCAACCGAGAGCAAUAUCAGAAAUUAGUAGGAAAGCUUAUCUAUUUAUCCCACACACGACCAGAUAUUGUCUAUGCACUUGGGAUAGUUAGUAGAUUUAUGUAUCAACCUUAG
Molecule: messenger RNA, 357 nt
Organism: Amaranthus tricolor (Joseph's coat)
Lineage: Eukaryota; Viridiplantae; Streptophyta; Magnoliopsida; Caryophyllales; Amaranthaceae
Exons: 1
Coding region: 1-357 (118 amino acids)
Source: RefSeq, a predicted model, not a curated record